Messenger RNA from Zingiber officinale, 1768 nucleotides. RefSeq names its product cytochrome P450 71A1-like. Lineage: Eukaryota; Viridiplantae; Streptophyta; Magnoliopsida; Zingiberales; Zingiberaceae. Gene Ontology annotation, molecular function: monooxygenase activity; heme binding; iron ion binding. The transcript has 2 exons. The record is from RefSeq and is a predicted model, not a curated record. Bases 92 to 1693 code for a protein of 533 amino acids.
ACUUCUAUCCUCCACUUCUAUCCCGUUUCCAUUCCCUUAAUUAUUUAAAGAGAGGGAAGAAGAAGGAGAAGAAACUGGGAAGUUAUCGAUAAUGUCUGCUGUUCCUUCGGCCGCCCAAGAGGAGUCCCCUCGGAGCCUCCAAUUCCAUGCACAUGCAGCCUCCACCUUCUGUACGGCACUCCUACUCAUCUCUUUCACGUUGUUGCUGCUCUUCUACCUCCGCCGCAGCCAGAAGGUCAACAAGGAAACCAGCAGCCUCCGCCUCCCACCCAGCCCGCCGGGCCUCCCCGUCAUCGGCAAUCUCCACCAGAUCGGUGACCUCCCCCACCGCUGCCUUCACCAACUCUCACUUGCCUACGGCCCCCUCCUCCGCCUCCGGCUCGGGAGCGUCACUGCCCUCGUCGUCUCCUCCCCCGCCCUCGCCCGAGACAUCUUCAAGACCAACGACCUCGCACUCUGCUCCCGCCCCAACCUCACGACCUGGCGCCGCUUCUCCUACGGCGGCCUCGAAGUCGCUCUCUCCCCCUACUCUCCCCGAUGGGCCAGCGCCCGCCGGCUCUUGUCCGUCCACUUCCUCUCCCCGCGCCCGGUCCGAGGCCUCUCCGCCGCCAGGGAGGAGGAGGUACGAACCCUGAUGAACACCGUGGCCGCUGCUGCCGGGUCCGGCCGCACGGUCGACCUCAGCAAGAGUCUGAUCUGUUUGGUGAGCUGCGUUAUAUGCCGGGCCGUGUUCGGGAAGAGGUUCGCGCCAGCGGGGGAAUGCUUGAUGAGCGAGAUCGGGGGCAUGUUAUCUCUGACGGCGGAGCUCUUGGGGGGAUUCGUCGCCGGGGACUUCUUCCCGUGGGCGCACCGCUGGCUCAACGCUGUCACGGGAGUGCAUAAGAGGCUGGAGAGGAACUUCAAGGAGUGGGACAACUUGUUCGAAAGGGAAAUAAAAGAGCGGGAAUGCGCCGGCACCGGCAGUAGUGACGACGGCACGUAUGCCAGUGUUCUGGUGCGCUUACUCAGAGAGGAACAGGAACAGAGUAACAACGAAGGCGCGCGACUCGCGAGGGACGGCGUCAAAGCUCUUCUCUUCGACUUGAUGUUCGGCGGAACGGACACAACGGUGGCGACAAUGGAAUGGACCAUGGCGGAGCUAGUGAGGACUCCUCGAGCGCUCGCUAGAGCCCAGGAGGAAGUCCGCCGAGUGGCAGCCGGAAAAAGCUACGUCUACGAGGGGGACCUCCAGCGGCUCAGCUACCUGCACGCCGUCGUCAAGGAGAUCCUCCGACUCCACCCGGUCGUCCCCCUGCUGCUGCCCCGCGAGUGCCAGCAGCACUGUAAGGUCGGUGGCUAUGACGUCGCCGCCGGCACUAGAAUCUACAUCAACGCGUGGAGCAUCGGAAGGGAUGCUGACGCAUGGGAUAAGCCCGAGGAGUUCCGGCCGGAGCGGUUCGAGGGCAACUCCGUCGACUACCUGGGGCAGUGCUUCGAGCUGGUGCCGUUCGGCAGCGGCCGGAGGAUCUGUCCUGGGAUCUCGAUGGCAGAAUCGCUUAUGUGGCUUACACUUGCCAAUCUCUUACACGGCUUCGACUGGGCAUUGCCGGAGGGAGUGAGAAGGGAAGAUCUGGACAUGAGCGAGGUGUUUGGGCUGGUAGCUAGCAAGAAGGAACCGCUUGUGCUGAUGGCAACUCCGGCUAAAUUUUUUUAAUUGCAUUACGCUUAAAUAAAUAAAUAAAUAAAUAAACAAACAUAUUAACUAUUUUGUGACUUUAAUUUCAUCAAU